Messenger RNA from Aedes aegypti (yellow fever mosquito), 2231 nucleotides. Its product is annotated as zinc finger protein 184. The transcript is spliced from 3 exons. The coding region runs from base 134 to 2173 and encodes 679 amino acids. Gene Ontology annotation, biological process: regulation of transcription by RNA polymerase II. NCBI's taxonomy places the organism in Eukaryota, Metazoa, Arthropoda, Insecta, Diptera, Culicidae. Gene Ontology annotation, cellular component: nucleus. The record is from RefSeq and is a predicted model, not a curated record. Gene Ontology annotation, molecular function: DNA-binding transcription activator activity, RNA polymerase II-specific; RNA polymerase II cis-regulatory region sequence-specific DNA binding; zinc ion binding.
ACUCAAAAUCAAAACAAUCACCUGUAAACAACACUUUCUUCGUUCGGUUCGUUCGGCUCGCAUCAGUGUUUAGAAUAUUUCCGUUAUUUUGUUCCUGCCUUCCGUUUCGGUGCAUGAUUCCGGCCGUCCCACGAUGGCCACGUUCAACCUGUCCACAUUCCCGGAGGUGUGCCGGCUGUGCCUACAGUCCAAGCAUCCGGAUGAGCUCGUUUCGGUGGACACCGUGCGGCCGCUGUUCGACCGCACAUUGGCCGACCUGUUGGAGGAACUGACCUUCAAGAUUCCGACGAAAGUGGUGCCGUACUUCCCCGGGGAGGUGUGCGCCAUGUGCCUGGAGGUGGUCGACUUUUUCUUCAAGUACAAGCAAAAGAUGAACUUUAUCCAUCAGUUUCUGGUGGCAUUUGUGGAGGUGAAACUGGGCAGUGAUCGCCCUUUGGUGAAACUGUUCAACGAUCACAACGAUUACUUUUCCAUCCUGUUCAAGGAUCUGGAUCUCUGCAACAAGGAGGAACUGCUCGUGGAAGAUAUGCUGGGCGAGUACUCGCAGUACAAGAUAGCUUCGAUGCCAGUUUUUAAGCAGGAGACUGAAUUGGAGAGUGCUUCGGAAGAGGAAUUGACUGUGGAGCCGGAAAGUUUUGAUUUUGAAAUUGAAGUCUUAGAAGAACACGAGGAGAAAGAAUCUGAAGCGUAUUUGGCUGAGCGCUUGCUGGAAGAACUAGGGCAGGUUAAGCAAAAUGCUGCAGGUGAAAAAGUGGUGGAGAUUAAAGCCGAGCCUGUUCAGUCACUGGGCUCUGAGGGACUCGAUGAUGUAGAAGAAGCGGUAUAUUCAGAAUCUGAGCGAAUAGACGACUCAUCCGAGAAAUACGAAGAAGUUACACAGGAUGUCGAAACAAUAAGCCAAAAUACCGAAGAAAUCCUUACAGAAGAGGAGCAGAGUAUCGCACGAGCCCCAGUCAAAAAGGUUGAUCAAAUCGAGCCAAAAGAAAUGUUCAAAUGUGGUAAAUGUAGAUACAAGACCCAAGUUAGAGAAGCACUGGUAAAACAUAAAAAACUCCACGAAGAGAACGAUCACCUGGAAGGAAUACACUGUCGCCAUUCGUCCUGUUUGAAAGUAUUUGCCUCCAAAGAAGACUAUCAGAACCAUCUCAAAGAAGGCCUCCACAAGCAGCACGUUUGUGACAUUUGUGGUGCCUCGCUCAAACACAAACAUUCACUGGAAGUGCAUCUGGCGCGCCAUGCAGGAACGACCCGCUUCCAAUGCACCUACUGCUCGUCUUCCUUCUACACGAAAACGGAGCUUCGGAACCACGUUCGGUCAAUUCAUACCACUGACGAGCGAUGGGAGUGUCAAAAGUGCAAAUCCGUGUUCAAGAAUCGCAAGCUGCUCAACCAACAUCUGGAGUCGCACGUGGAAGAACGCAACUUCAAGUGCGACGCGUGUGAUUUCGCGUUCAAGACGCUCCAGCAUCUGAAGAGGCACAUCAGCACGGUGCACAAGGCGGUUCGCUUCAACUGUGUGCACUGCCCGGCGUCCUACGGUCGGAAGGACAAACUGCGGAUGCACAUGGAAAGGAUUCAUAAUAUUCAAUCCUACUUUGUCUGUGAUAUUUGCGUGCGAACGUUCAGCAACGCCAAGGCACUCGCCGAGCACAAGAGCCACCAUGCCAAUCCAAUGCCACUGGAGUGUGCGGUCUGUUUGCUAGUAUUCGAGGACCGCCAAGCGUACGACGAUCAUGUUUGUAUAACCUACCGUGACGAUUACAUUUGCUGUGGAAAGGAUUUAAAAUUUCACAUCAACUUCAAUCGGCACAUGCUUUCGGAGCAUGGCGUUAAGACGAAUGCUAGGGUGAAACCCGCAAGUGGGAUGCUGGUGGGGCAUGUGAGGGCUACCAGGCGUAAGGGACCUCCGCACUGUCGGAUGUGUGGGAAGGAAUGUUCGACGUUGGUUCAGCGAAGAAAGCAUGAAGCGAACUGUUGCGCGGGGAAACGUGUGCCGCUUGUGAAGAUAAGUGGCGAUAGAACCAGUAGAGUGCAGCAACAGAUGGUGGAGGAAAUGGGUGAAGAAGAACAUUUGAUAGAAGACGAGGAGCAUCUCGAGGAUGAUAUGGUCGAUGAAGAGUUACAGUUUGUUAUUGAUGAGGAUAUGGAUGAUGCGGCGGUUGCUGAAUGCUGACACAGAAAGAUCCGACGGUAUGUAAUUGUAGAUGAUUAAUAAAUAUAUUUGUUGCGAA